GUUGCCCAGGUCCUCACUAAUGAGCCAGGGAUGUGGUGCGUUUGGGGAGCCCGGGAGUUCCGCUGUGGCCGGUGUGUGUGGGGAGAGGGGGCUGAAGGUGGGGUGAAGGAGGGCCACGCUAGCCAGAUCCCAGCGGGUUCUGCUGCAUCUGCUCACCGAGAAGGACCGCAGAGCAGGCGGAGGGUGGCGGGGCGGAGUUCAGUGUCCAGCCUGCCAUUCUAACCUCCGGAGUCUCGUCCCACACCCACUACCUUCCCUCGCUGUCACGUCUCCUCUGUCUCGCGGGUUUGGCAUGGACCCUGUCGCCACCCACAGCUGCCACCUCCUGCAGCAGCUGCAUGAGCAGCGCAUCCAGGGCCUGCUGUGCGACUGCAUGCUGGUGGUGAGAGGCGUGUGCUUCAAGGCCCACAAGAACGUGCUGGCCGCCUUCAGCCACUACUUCCGGUAUCUUUCUGUUACCAGGAGCCUCUUUCAGAACUCUUCCAGCCAGAAGAAUGACGUGUUUCACCUGGACGUUAAAAACGUGAGCGGCAUAGGGCAGAUCCUGGACUUCAUGUACACGUCCCACCUGGAUCUGAAUCAGGACAACAUCCACGUCAUGCUGGACACCGCGCAGUGCCUGCAAGUGCAGAACGUCCUGACGCUGUGUCACACCUUCUUAAAGUCCACCACGGUGGACCAGCCCGCGGGCCUGCCGUGUAACGGCGUGUUCUCCCUGCAGGGGGCGCUGACCGCGGACGGGCCCUGUGUCCUGAGUGACAGCUACCCUCCUCACUUACUGCAGGAGUGCGCGGCGGACGCACCGCCCGCCAAGGUUCUGGAUGAGCCGCAGUCUCAGGCGCCGCCGACCGGGAGCCUUCCUCAGGCCGCAGCUGACGGCGCCAAGCAAGCCCCGGACACGCUGGACGGCGGCUGCGCUGACCUGGCUUUCCGGCAGCCGAGCUGCUACUACAAGCUCAGGAACCUUUACAGCAAGCACUGCAAGCAGGCCGCCUGCCCGAGCCACGAGCGCGUCGUGGAGCAGCCCUUCGCGUUCAGCUCCCACGCAGCCCUCGCCGCCGCCGUGGAAAACCAGCCCUGCGCCGUGGGCCCCUCCGCGUGUCUGCUGGAGUCCCCGGAGCACCUGCCUUCCAACUUCCUGGCCCAGCCUCUGAGCAGCUCUGCCCCCGACCCCGAGCCGGACGCCGGCUGCCAGCAGCCCACCAGACAGAUGAGGCUGAAGAAGGCCGUUCAUCUCAAGAAGCUGAACUUCCUGAGGUCCCAGAAGCUGCCAGAGCAGGCCUCUGCCCCCGCGGCGGCGGGCGACGCGUUAGCCCAGGGGGUGGAAGCCCCCUGCGAGAACGCCGGGGAGAAGGCCCGCAGCCAGAGUCCCCACGAACAGGAGAGGGAGGACCUGGUGCCCCCGGAGAGUGACGUGGAGGUGCCCGAGGCCCCGGGGGCGCCGGACGAGCAGGCUCAGGCCCCGCAGGCCCAGAGGCAGUACGCGUGCGAGUUGUGCGGGAAGCCGUUUAAACACCCCAGCAACCUGGAGCUGCACAGACGGUCGCAUACAGGUGAGAAACCUUUUGAAUGUAACAUUUGUGGGAAGCAUUUCUCUCAGGCAGGUAACUUGCAGACCCACUUGCGUCGGCAUUCCGGUGAAAAGCCGUACAUCUGCGAGAUCUGUGGGAAGAGGUUCGCAGCCUCUGGCGACGUCCAGCGUCACAUCAUCAUCCACUCAGGAGAAAAGCCACACCUGUGUGACAUCUGUGGUCGAGGAUUCAGCAACUUCAGCAACUUGAAGGAGCACAAGAAGACACACACGGCGGACAAAGUGUUCACCUGCGAUGAGUGUGGGAAGUCGUUCAACAUGCAGAGGAAGCUGGUCAAGCACAGGGUGCGGCACACGGGCGAGCGGCCCUACAGCUGCACUGCCUGCGGGAAGUGUUUCGGGGGCUCGGGGGACCUCCGCCGGCACGUGCGCACGCACACCGGGGAGAAGCCGUACACGUGCGAGAUCUGCAGCAAGUGCUUCACGCGCUCGGCCGUGCUGCGGCGGCACAAGAAGAUGCACUGCAGGGCGGACGCGGGCAGCCCGUGCGCGCUGGAUGAGCUGGGCGCGGCCGCGGAGGCCUCGGACCUGGACAGGUCUCGGGGCUCGGACUCCUACUCCCAGGACGUGGCGGUCACGCUGAUGCCCGUGUCCGUGAAGCUCCCGGGCCAGCCGGCAGAAAGCUCGCCGUUUGACAGCCCGGCCGCGGGCGCCUACUGCAAGCUCCGCCCGCUGGCGCCGCCUCCCGGCGUCUCGGAGCCGGAGAAGACGGGCCUGGAGCCCGAGAAGUUGGGCAAGCUGGCGCCGCCGCAGGCCUACGCCUACGCGGACGCGGACGGCACGGCGGGCGGCGAGCCGCUGCAGGCCGACGGCAUGGCCAUGAUCCGCUCGUCUCUGGCCGCUCUGGACAGUCACUGCGCUGACCCCCUGGGCGCGCGCGCGGCGUCCACGGCCUACAGGAACUCGGAGGGCCAGUUCUUCUCCAGCAUGACGCUCUGGGGGCUGGCCAUGAAGACGCUGCAGAACGAGAACGAGCUGGACCAGUGAUGGCCGCGCCCCCACGGCCGGGAGGCGGUGCGCGCUGUGGCGGGGCCUGCGGGGCCACGAGGGAGGCAGCGCCGGCCUCCGGAUGCCCUUGUCGGCCGCGCCAAGGGAGAUGGAGAUGUACCACACAGAUACUAUUUUUGUAUUUUCCAAGCUUGAAAUUUGUAGCAUCUUGUAUUUUUAAAUAUUUACAGAUUCUAUUUGUAUAUGGAACUCGUAAUUUAAUUUGAAUAAAUGAAACUUACUUUUUG
This is a messenger RNA of Oryctolagus cuniculus (rabbit), 2826 nucleotides long. The record is from RefSeq and is a predicted model, not a curated record. Lineage: Eukaryota; Metazoa; Chordata; Mammalia; Lagomorpha; Leporidae.